This is a messenger RNA of Carcharodon carcharias (great white shark), 1980 nucleotides long. RefSeq names its product PAK1 interacting protein 1 (gene pak1ip1). Lineage: Eukaryota; Metazoa; Chordata; Chondrichthyes; Lamniformes; Lamnidae. Bases 136 to 1146 code for a protein of 336 amino acids. Gene Ontology annotation, molecular function: protein binding. The transcript has 10 exons. The record is from RefSeq and is a predicted model, not a curated record.
CAACCUAUAAAUGUCAAAUAAACUUUCAGCUGGAUCAGUAACUGGGAUUGGGCAGCCACUGACGUCAUUUUCCCGCACCGACGAAACUCUGUGGGACCUCGGGUCCUUUGUCACUGGUUGCGGGAGCAGCGAGAAAUGGAGCGUGAGGCGGGGAUGGGCUGUGAAGUGGUAUUGAUCGGUGGUUCCUACGAGCAGAUUGUUUUCGGUUAUCGGAUAAAGAGGCCAGGACAGAGCUGGGACCCAGAACCUGACUUUACUCAUCAUGCUCAUGGAGCCUCCUUAACCACUGUGGCUGUAAAUGAUCAAUAUGUGGCAACAGGCAGUAAAGAUGAAACUAUUCAGCUGUAUAACAUGAAAAAGAAAAUUGAUGAAGGGUCAUUAUUGUACCAUGCUGGUACAAUAACCUGCCUUGAAUUUUAUGGAACUACACACUUACUCAGUGGAGCAGAAGAUGGAAUCAUCUGUGUGUGGGAUACAAAAAAAUGGGAGUGCCUGAAGUCUAUUCCAGCUCAUAAAGGCCAUGUGUCAUCACUCUCAGUACAUCCAUCUGGAAAGCUGGCCUUAUCAGUAGGAACAGACAAAACAUUAAGAACAUGGAAUCUAAUUGAUGGAAAACCUGCAUUCAUCAAAAAUAUAAAGCAGAAUGCUCAAAUUGUCCAGUGGUCCCCAAGCGGAAACAAUUAUAUUGUGGUUUCAAAUAACCAGUUGGACAUUUACGCUCUGAAGACUGCCUCCAUCAAUGGUACCAUCAUGUGCAAAAAGAAGAUCACAUCAGUGAAAUUUAUAACAGAAGCUAUCAUUGCUAUAGCUGGAGAUGAAGAACAUGUAAGACUCUUUGAUACAAACUCAAAAAUGUGUCUUUCUGAAUUCAAGGCUCAUGACAUCAGAGUGAAAGUGAUGCAUUUUUUCCAAGUGGCACAGAGUUAUGUUCUUGCCACAGCAUCCAGUGAUGGUUACAUUAAACUAUGGCAGAUAGACAUUAAAAAGGUUCCAAGUUGUCCUUUACUGCUAAGUGAAGUAAAUACUUCUGCCCGGCUGACCUGUCUGGCUGUGUGGCUGUCAAACCCUGCAAGUAUUGCACAAGAGGUUGAAGAGCAAGGUAGACACUGUAAAGGAAUGGGGGAAUCUACUGCAUUUAAAUUUUGAGUACAAAAUGGAAUCUUUACUUGGAGGAUGCAGCUAUCAAUAAACAUUGUAAAGAAAAGGAAAAUAAAAUAAAAGUGGCUCCCUUGGAUGGAGAUGAACACCCGAAGAAGAGAGGGCAGCAAAUUCUAUGCAAGAGAAAAAUGGCUGCUGAGACAAAAGAGAGAAGGAAGAAAUUUUUUUUAAAAAAAACUGCUUGAAAGAAACCCUUCCCUGUUGUGUGACUAUAAUAUAUAGCCAGGUGUUGUCUAUGGAUGAUCAGGUUACCCAUUUUAUAGUUUUAUAUUUGUAAAGUGGACAUGUGGAGUUCAGUGAGAUAUUGGGCUGUAACUGCUGAGCCCCCCAGUGUCAAAAUGGGGGAAUACCCCAGGAUGCCCUGGGGAAUCCUCUUCGGAAGUUCCCAGGUAAGGCUGGCAUGGCAAUUGCCUGAAAGUGCAAACUUCCCAUGGGCAAUUGCCCUGUACUGGGACCCAUCCGAAAGUGCGACUUAAAUUGCAAACUUCAGAUAGUUCCGACUGGGUUAUGCCAAUAGUUACCCAGAAGACGUUAGAAGAAUUAAAACCUGUUCUAACUUCUAGGUAACUAUUGUACAGACCCACACCAACCCUCCCACAGGACUCCCCCGCACCCACACCCACUCAGUUUAAAGCAGAAUAACUCACCUGUUUGGCAUUUGUACAGAGUUUGGCUAAAAAUACAUUUAAAUGUUCUUGCCUUAACCAAACAAUGUGUGCCUCACGCACCUACUGUGAUGCCUUGUUGUAGUCAGUAUGCUAAGUUUCAGAUUGUUAUUUAAAAUAUUUCUCCAGACUAAUAAACAUUUUUUUUUACUACUUA